AUGCAUGAACAAGUUCAUGUUUCAUCCGAUGGACAGUUUGUGGAUUCCAAAGGUCGUAUUAUUCAAUUACGUGGAGUCAACUUAGAUCCAUGCGUAAAAAUCCCCAAAGAACCCUAUUUACCUACGCAUGAUUUUGCACAGGAGUCGAUCUAUUAUGAAAAGGCAGGCAAUGUUAAUUUUAAGGGGCAUCCAAUGUCUUUAGAAGAAAUUGAAUCCCACGUAAAACGUAUAAAAUCUCUAGGUUAUAAUUCAGUUCGUUUUCUUUUCAAUUGGGAAGCAAUUGAACAUGAAGGUCCUGAAAUUUACGAUUAUGAAUAUAUGGAUUUUGCGAUCGAACUUUUACAGAGAAUAAAUGAAAUUGGUGGUCUUUAUGUUUAUCUAGAUCCUCAUCAGGACGUUUGGUCUCGUGCUUGUGGUGGUUCAGGUGCUCCAUUAUGGACACUGUACUGUGCAGGAUUUCAACCAUCCAGAUUUGAAGUUACGGCGGCAUCUGUCUUACAUCAUCAUUUUACAAGAGAUGCUAAACAUUAUCCAAAAAUGUUAUGGCCUACAAAUUAUUUUAAAUUAGGUUCACAAACUAUGUUUACAUUGUUUUUUGCAGGUAAAGAGUUUGCCCCCAAAUGCACAAUUAAUGGAAUCAGUAUUCAAGAGUAUUUACAGGAAAGAUUCAUCUCAGCGGUAAUGGUUUUUUAUGAACGAAUUCAAAAAAGUGCACCGGAGUUGUUUGAAAAUAACUGCAUCAUUGGAUUAGAAACGAUGAAUGAACCUAAUCAAGGUUAUUUAGGUGAAAAAGAAUUAGGAGUUAUUCCAAAGGAACGUAGUUUAAAGAGAGGUUUAACGCCAACUGCAUUCCAAUGUUUUAAAAUGGGUCAUGGCUAUCAUACACAUGUUGACAAUUACGACUUAUCGAUUUUUGGACCUUCGAAGAAUGGUAAUGUCAGAGUGGAUCCCAAGGGUGAACGUUGUUGGCUAAAUCAGAAGGAAAGAGAUGAAAUUGAUUCUCGCUACGGUUGGAAAAGGGGUAAAGAAUGGUUAGCAGGUCAAUGUAUAUGGAAAUUACAUGGUGUUUGGACAGACGAGGAUAAUCAUCCGAAACUUUUAAACCCCAAUUAUUUUGCUAAAUCGCCUUCAGGUCAAAUUGUAGAUGAUUAUUAUUUCAGCAAUUAUUAUUUCUUAGAUUUUUACAAAUCAUUUCGAUCUAGAUUUCGAAGUCUGGAUUCUGAAAGAUUACUAUUCAUGCAGUCACCGGUGUUUAAAACACCUCCAGAAUUAGAUAAACAAGAUCUGUUGGAUGGUAAAACGGUUUGUGCUACUCAUUUUUACGAUGGUAUGUCACUAAUGUUCAAAACUUGGAAUAAACUACUUAACGUGGAUACAUUCGGUAUCGUUAGGGGUAAAUAUUCUAAUCCGGCAUUCAGUGUUACCUUUGGCGAGAACAAUAUUCGUAAAUCUCUCCGUAAACAAUUAAGAGAAAUGAUUAGAGAUGUUCGUUCAGCGUUGGGGGAAAGUGUUCCCGUUUUCUUUACAGAAAUUGGUAUGCCCUUUGAUAUGAAUCAUAAACGUGCAUACGACAAUGGUGACUAUUCAUCACAGAUAGCUGCACUGGAUGCAUUGGGGUUUGCCCUAGAGGGUAAUAACUUGUCUUAUAGUCUGUGGUGUUAUUGUCACAAAAAUUCACACGAAUUGGGGGAUCUUUGGAAUAACGAAGACUUUUCCAUAUGGUCUGCAGAAGAUACUUAUUUGGUAGGUCGUGAUCCAAAUAUAAAAUUAGAAUUAGGUCCUGAUGAUAUCCGUAUCGCACCGAAUGCACAUUAUGUCAAAGUGUCUCACAUUCAAGAUCUCUUAGAUCUUCCAGGUGUUAAGAAAGAUGCUCUUGAUUUUAGCGGUAUUCGGGGUCUAAGCGCCCUUUUAAGACCUUUCCCCAUAAAAAUAGAUGGUAAAUUCAAAUCUGCAGAAUUUAUAUUGAGCGAAAGGAAGUAUGUCUUAGAAGUCAUAGGUGAAAAGACUAAUUCUCAGAGCUAUAUUUUCAUACCAAGUUAUCAUUUCCCCUUGAAAGAACUUGUCAUUGAUUCUUCAUCAAGACACCUAACUUUCGAUCCUGACUAUGGUAUACUAAAAUGGGCACACGGAUCAGGACGUCAUUAUUUGGUAGUUAGUGUGGAAAGCGAAACUUCAAAGAGCGAUGACUGUGUAAUUGCUUAG
This is a messenger RNA of Zygosaccharomyces rouxii, 2202 nucleotides long. It is a transcript of the gene EGH1, whose product is annotated as hydrolase. The transcript has a single exon. Gene Ontology annotation, biological process: ergosteryl 3-beta-D-glucoside catabolic process; carbohydrate metabolic process. Gene Ontology annotation, molecular function: steryl-beta-glucosidase activity. Lineage: Eukaryota; Fungi; Ascomycota; Saccharomycetes; Saccharomycetales; Saccharomycetaceae. Bases 1 to 2202 code for a protein of 733 amino acids. The record is from RefSeq and is a predicted model, not a curated record.